Molecule: messenger RNA, 1791 nt
Organism: Penicillium macrosclerotiorum
Lineage: Eukaryota; Fungi; Ascomycota; Eurotiomycetes; Eurotiales; Aspergillaceae
Product: proline--tRNA ligase
Exons: 13
Coding region: 1-1791 (596 amino acids)
Biological process (GO): prolyl-tRNA aminoacylation
Cellular component (GO): cytoplasm; aminoacyl-tRNA synthetase multienzyme complex
Molecular function (GO): ATP binding; proline-tRNA ligase activity
Source: RefSeq, a predicted model, not a curated record
AUGGCUAGCCAGAAUCCCACCGACGCAACCCCCUCGGAGGCCGCCGCUCCCCAGGUCCUGCCUGACCGCACAAACCCCGCUGAUAACCAGGCCGGCGAGUCCAAGAACGCCGCAAAGAAGGCCGCGAAGCUCGCAAAACUCGCUGCUGACAAGGCUGCCGCUAAGGAACGAGCCAAGGAAAAGAAAGCUGCCAAAAAGGCAGAGGCACCAUCGGAUGCUCCCAAGAAGGCUCCGAAGAAGAAGACCGAUGGUCCAGCCCUGAUUGGUAUCGAUGCGUCCAAGGAUGGCGACUUCCCUAAUUGGUACCAGCAAGUAUUGACCAAGGGCGAUAUGUUGGAUUAUUAUGAUAUCUCCGGCUGCUUCAUUCUCAAGCCCAACUGCUUCUUCAUCUGGGAGCAGAUCACGGACUUCUUCAACGCCAAGAUCAAGAGCAUAGGUGUAAAGAACGCAAUGUUCCCGUUAUUCAUUAGCUCCGAAGUCCUUGAAAAGGAGAAGGAUCACAUCGAAGGCUUUGCUCCCGAGGUUGCCUGGGUCACCCAUGCUGGAGAUACCCCCCUCGAGAAGAAAAUCGCUCUUCGUCCUACCUCCGAGACUGUCAUGUACCCCUACUACUCGAAGUGGAUCCGUAGCCACCGUGACCUGCCUCUGCGGUUGAACCAGUGGUGUUCGGUCGUCCGUUGGGAAGCUAAAAACCCGGUCCCGUUGCUCCGCACCCGAGAAUUUUUGUGGCAAGAGGGACACACCGCACAUGCCACCCCGGAAGCUGCUCGGGAGGAGGUGCUGCAGAUCUUGGACUGGUACGCCGCGAUCUACGAGGAGCUGCUUGCCGUGCCCAUGGUUCGCGGUUUUAAAUCAGACGCCGAGCGAUUUGCUGGCAGUGAAUAUAGUUCUUCUUGCGAAGGAUAUAUCUCUGCAGUCGGUCGUGGAAUCCAAGGCGCCACCUCCCAUGGUCUGGGCCAGAACUUCAGCAAAAUGUUCAACAUCUCGUUCGAAGGAACUAACGGAGAAAAGGAGCUCGCCUGGCAGAACAGCUGGGGAUUCUCCACACGGAGCAUAGGUAUCAUGGUGAUGACUCACAGUGAUGACAAGGGUCUUGUCCUCCCUCCUCGCGUUGCACAGACCCAGGUUAUGAUCGUCCCUGUGGGUAUCACGGCUAAGACCACUGAGGAGGAACGUGCGAACCUCUAUGCUGAGAUCGAGGGCCUUGUUACCGUCCUUAAGGCUGCUGAUAUCCGUGUUGAGAGCGAUAUGCGUGAGGGCUAUUCCCCCGGUUGGAAGUUCGCGCAAGCUGAGUUGAUCGGCAUUCCUCUUCGCUUGGAAUUCGGUCCCGGCGAGUCCGCUGGUCAUUUCGUGACUACGGCUCGACGAGACAUUUCCGGCAAGGAUGGCAAGGGAUCGAUCCCUAUUGCCGAGCUUGCUACGGGGGUUCCUGCUCUCCUGGAGACUAUCCAGAAGGACCUCUUCGACCGUGCUAAUGCUGAGUAUACUGCCCACCGCAAGAUCAUCACCAACUUCGAUGAAUUCACUCCCCUUUUGAACCAGAAGAACGUGCUGGUGGCUCCGUUCUGUCUCGCUGAGUCUUGCGAGGAGUCCAUCAAGACUCAGACUCGCCGAAAGGCCGAGGAGGAAGCCGGUGAAGCCGAAGACGCCAAGGCCCCCAGCAUGGGUGCGAAGUCACUGUGUAUUCCCCUGGAGCAGCCCGAGGGUAUUGAGCCGGGCGUCACUAAGUGUAUCAACCCCGAGUGUAGCAGCUUUGCUCAAAAAUGGUGCAUGUUCGGCCGCUCCUACUAA